AAUGCAUGUUUUCAUAAAAACUCUUUCCUGGUAACAACUAACAAUGUCUAAAAAGUUAGGCUGUUCCAAAAGAAUUCAAGGAAUAGAUAUUAAAAUUCAUGAAUGCCUUUCUGACAUAUCGAACCUAUUUGGAAAGAUUGAAAAUCUCGAUGCUGAAGAUUUGCAGAUAAUAAAUACAGAUGACCUGGAUUCCGAGAAAUUGUGCAAUAUUCUACAGGAUUUGGAUUCACUACUCUUGAACUCACCCAAUACAGCAAAUUACCUUUUCCCACACUUUGGAGAAAUCAGAAAGCAAAACAAUAUUGCUUUAUUUGAUAAAGAUUUUUCAGAGAUUGAAUUUGGAGAAAAUGGAGACAAUUCAAAAAUUUAUAAAUUAUGGAAAAAUAUCUGUGUUACUGUAAAUUCUUACUCUAUUUCAUUCAUAUUUCAAAAUCUUUUUCCUCUUUCAUCUUUGCAUUCUCUUCAUAAUUUGUGCCAAUUAAAAAAGCAUGUCAAUUUAUUAAGCAAUAUAUUUAUUCCUGAAUUAGUUUGGAAGAAAUAUAAAUGUUUCCGCUCAAAAUAUUUAGAGCAAUUCAUUUGUGCAUGUAAAACUGAUCAAGCUUGUUUUAAAUGUACUCUGGAUUUGAGCAUUGAAUGCAUGCAUCAAGACAUGCUUUUAAUUUCAACUGGAUGUUUUUAUCCUUUUGUUAUAACACAAAAUGACAUUUUUGAAAUAUAUAUUAAAAUUAUUGAUCAAAAGUUUUAUAAUGUAAUGAAAUUUUUGUUGAACAUUACUACAGAAUUCGUUUUAGCAACAGAUAGCCCAGAUCAGUCUCCGUUUCAUGAUACAAUCAGUGCAAGCUCUAAUAAAACUGAUGAUUCUGUGAGCAGACUUUCCUCAUGGAACUGGAGAUACAUUAUGGCAGAAAGUGGAUGUAUAUCAGAGCUACAAAAGUCACUACAAAACAACGUUGAAUGUGUCAUUAGGAUCUUUUUAAAGAAAGAAAAAGAAAUCUUCAUAGCAAAGCAAUGGAAAGAUCUUCUUGACUUCGAAAAUAAAUAUGAUUUUUGCUCUGAUACAGUUCAGACAAACUCUUUAUUAACUAGUGUGAAAAAUUGCAUAGAAAUAUUGGAAAGUUAUGUUCCAGUCUUAAUUGCCUUUGUUCCUUUCAAAUCCUCAUUUUGCCAUGCACUGGAAACUUAUGUUGUGGAUUUAAUCAGACAUUUGAGAUUCAUCGCUCUAGAGCACCCAGAUGGAUUUUCAAUGUAUUUCUUAUACUUAGCACUUAGUAAUGCCAUAUUUUUAAAAGAUCAACUUCAAUACUACUGUAAAAUAUUGAAGAAGAAUGAUGUGCCUGGACAUAAUUAUCAUGAAACAAAUGUAUGCCAUGAAUCAAAAAAAUUAGUAGAUGACCUAGAAGAGAUGCUCUAUCUUCACCAUAAUAGAUAUCUUUCGAAUGGUAUUUUAUUUGAUGCUGACAGCUAUAACUUUGAAGAUCAGAAACCAUUUUUUGAGGGAGAAAGAAUAUCAUAUAGUAUUCAAAUGUGGUACAUGUAUAUGCUUGGAGUAAUACAUGAUUUGAAAUUUUUUAUGCCUUUGAAUGUUGCUCAAGAAAUUUAUGCUGACUUGCUGUCAAAUUCUUUGGAUACAUUUCUGAUACGCUAUGGCCGAGCUUGCCCGAGUGAAAUGAGGACUCCCCAAGUCAUGACUGAUUUGUAUGCAAUUCUUCUGUGUGCUUCUGAACUUUUGUACACAGCAUGUACUUCUGAUUCGCAGAUUUUGGGAACGAAUAAAGACAAAGAUGAAAACAACAUUGCUCUGGCUGUGUAUAAAAUGCACAGCACAUGUUCCUGCCUGCUGUCAGUGCUUGGUGUUUUAACAUCUCCAAUUUCUGAAUUAUACAAUGUUUUCAAAGAUGGAUUCCCUCAACCUUGUUUAUCUUUGCGGACAAAAUGUGAAUCUGUGGCAUCUUGGAUAUCAUGGAUUAGAAGAGAUCUUUAUACUGAAUAUGGUCAAAGUAAAAUUCUGUCUAGUGUAUCAGUUUGGCUUUCUGUGGAAAUAUGUACCUCAUGGAGUGUUGCCAGUGCACCUGCCAUAGUUAAAGCUUAUCUGGAUCAUCAUUGCACUCUCUCAAUUCUCCUCAUGAUGCAAAAUGCUGAGUAUACAGAAGAUUUUAAAGAAACGAAUGAUCUGUCAUCUUGUUACUUAGAUAACUGUAAAGUGAAAUUUGCUUACCACAUAUUCAAGUUAAUAUUUUGCCAUGAUAAUGAUGCAUAUCUUUAUGACAUUCUUUUUCCUGUGAUUGAAAAAACCAGUACCUGGGAAGAAUUGCACUCAUCUUAUUUAAAUAAAACAUUAUCAGAACCUCUCAUAAACUGUGUUGUUAUGUUUAAAAAAAAAGAAAAGAAUAUAUUUAAUGGUAAUUGCUUUAGUCUUUUAGAGGAACAAAUUCCCUUUUGGGCUGAAAUUAAAUCCUUGAGCUUUGACUCGCAUGCUUUAGAAGGAUGGGCAAGAAUUAAAGAUAACCUGAAGGAGUUCAUCAUAUGUGUCUGUGAUUCAAACCUUCUUAAUUCUUUUCAAGAUGACUUUAAAAUAUCCCACGAAAUCAUUUCUUUUCUAUGUGUAAAAAAGAUUUUAGACUGCAUCAAGAAAAUGAUAUUAUUCUUGCCAAAAUCUUUGAAAAGGUGCUUAGCAUGUCUGGAUCAACACAUAAUGCAUUAUAUGCCUGAAAUACAGCCUAUUCAAAAUUCAGUUCCUCUUCAGAUACUAAUUUCAAAUGUUAUUACUUGCUUGAUGGAGAACUCCUUUAUCGAUAUUGCUUCAAAAACCAUUCAAGAUAUGCCUUUCAUCACUGCAAAUGCUCUGAAAUUGUUGAAGGACGAUUUUUUCUUCAUGAGUGAUCACAAAACAAAGCGAAUAAAAUCUCUGCUGAAACUCAUUCACGAAGAAUUUGACGAUUUAAGCAAAGAUCUGGAAGAAAAUAAAAGGUCUGCCUAUUUUGAAGAAAUACAAGAUGAAGUACUGGCUUUAAGUGCUCAUGAGCUCACUAAAAAUUCUUCUGGUACAAACAGUAUUACAUAUUUGCAUCAGAUAUUGUGCCAAAACAAAUCUUGGAUCCAAAGCAGCCUUGGGAUUCCUGGCAUGUUGUCACCAAAUAUGGUUGUUAGUUCCAUUAGUCCUUCUCCACUGCUUAAAAAACUUAGCGAAAAUUUCAAUUUGACUGCCAAUGAAAAAAAACUAGUGGCAAGUGCACAAAAGGAAACAUCACUAGAUGUGAAUGAACACCAUUUAGAAAAAAACAGUCAAGGUGAAUCUUUUGAAUCAGAACAGAGUUUAAUGAAUAAGCUGGAAGACAAAGCUUGGAGUACUUUUGCUUUCAACAAUCCUGCAUAUUCUGAAAAAGAAAAUUUUAACCUAAAGAUUAAACUGGCUCCUUCAACAGACUUUAAUUUUGAUCCUUUGAAGAAAUUUGAUACUAUUGGCGAAAGUACAUUUAAUAAACUUGUUUUGGAACAAAACAUUCUUCCCUGGGAAGCUUUAUUGAGUCAUCUACCUGUGUUGGGGUUAACUGAAGUGAAUUUUUCUUCAUUAUUGUCUCAUAGGUGGGACAUUCAAAGUGAUAAACAUUUAUCUACAGAUGAAGCUAAAUAUGCAGAACAACUGAAAGCUGUACAUAAAUGUAUAUAAUAAUGUAAAAAACAGAUGCAUCAUUAAUUAUACUGUAAUUUAUGAAAGCAUUACAUUUACUCAAUAUACUACCAGCAUUUAGGUUCUAAUAUAUAAUCAUUUGAAUAAAAAUUUUAUUUAUAAUUGUAAAAAUAGUACUGAUCUUUAAUUACGAAAUUUAGUAUGCUCAAUCUUUCUGCAUUGAUGUCAUUUUUAUGUAUAUACUAGCUGUACCC
Messenger RNA from Uloborus diversus, 3882 nucleotides. RefSeq lists its product as uncharacterized. The record is from RefSeq and is a predicted model, not a curated record. The transcript has 17 exons. The coding region runs from base 44 to 3667 and encodes 1207 amino acids. NCBI's taxonomy places the organism in Eukaryota, Metazoa, Arthropoda, Arachnida, Araneae, Uloboridae.